Molecule: messenger RNA, 1768 nt
Organism: Dioscorea cayenensis subsp. rotundata (Guinea yam)
Lineage: Eukaryota; Viridiplantae; Streptophyta; Magnoliopsida; Dioscoreales; Dioscoreaceae
Product: 7-hydroxymethyl chlorophyll a reductase, chloroplastic
Exons: 18
Coding region: 71-1450 (459 amino acids)
Biological process (GO): chlorophyll cycle
Cellular component (GO): chloroplast
Molecular function (GO): 7-hydroxymethyl chlorophyll a reductase activity
Source: RefSeq, a predicted model, not a curated record
AGAAACCAUAUCCUCGUUUUGAACCACUCGUUGGUGUCUGAGCAACAGAGCUCCUUCGCGGCGGUGCUCCAUGGCACUCGUUCUCGGCGUCUCCUCCUCCAUCGCCGCCGUCUCCGUCCGAUCGCCUUCUUUCUUGCCGAUCUCUUGUGUGGAUAGGAAGAGCUCCGGGUCCGUCGAGCUGAGGGACGAUUGGAGGAAGCGGUCGAAGCCGAUUCCUCCCGGCGGGAUAUACCCCGCCAAGGAGCAUUGCAGUAGGUGCGGCUUGUGCGAUACUUACUACAUCGCUCAUGUGAGAAACGCCUGCGCUUUCUUGGGAGAUGGGAUGUCGAGAAUUGAGGCUUUGGAACCAGUUGUCCAUGGCCGAGGAAGAAAUGCUGAUUUGCAGGACAUGUACUUCGGUGUCCAUGAGGAGUUGUUGUAUGCUAGAAAGAUUAAGCCGGUUGAAGGUGCUCAGUGGACUGGAAUUGUAACCACUAUUGCGGUAGAAAUGCUGAAGGCAAAUUUAGUAGAAGCUGUCGUUUGUGUGCAAAGUGAUCCUAAUGACAGACUCUCCCCUCGACCUGUUUUAGCCAGGACACCAGAUGAAGUUUUUGCAGCGAAAGGUGUUAAACCAACAUUGUCUCCUAACUUAGACACCCUUGCCUUAGUUGAGGCAGCAGGAGUAAAGCGUCUUCUCUUUUGUGGUGUUGGUUGCCAAGUUGAAGCAUUAAGAUCCAUUGAAAAGCAUCUGGGCUUAGAAAAGCUCUAUGUGCUUGGCACCAACUGUGUGGAUAAUGGAACACGUGAAGGGCUUGAAAAGUUCUUGAAGUCAGCUAGCAAUGAUCCUGAUACAGUUUUACACUACGAAUUUAUGCAGGAUUACAAGGUUCACUUGAAGCAUUUGGAUGGGCAUAUUGAAGAGGUUCCUUAUUUUUCCCUGCCAGCAAAUGAAUUAGUAGAUGUUAUUGCACCGUCUUGUUACAGCUGUUUCGACUACACAAAUGCACUAGCGGAUCUGGUUGUAGGUUAUAUGGGUGUGCCAAAGUAUGAAGGACUAAGCAUGACACAACACCCACAAUAUAUUACCAUCAGGAAUGAGCGUGGAAGGGAAAUGUUCAGUUUAGUAGAGAACCUUUUAGAGAUCACUCCCACAACCAGCAGUGGUAACAGACAACCAUUUGUUAUGGAGACAGUCAAAGCCGAUGAUAAAGCAAAGGCUGGGAAAGGUCCUUCUCAGCCAGCUCCUAGAUUUAUCGGCAACUUGAUUGCAUAUAUCCUAAACUUGAUCGGUCCAAAAGGCCUGGAAUUUGCACGCUAUUCUUUAGAUUACCACACCAUAAGGAACUACUUAUAUGUAAUGCGAAAAUGGGGAAAGACCAGAGCUGACAGGCACAUUCCCUCUUAUGCAAAGAAAAUUGUGGAAUCAUACAAUGAGAGCGGAGUGGUAGAUCAAAUGCUUUCACAAAAGUGAUCCAAUAUCUGACCUGGAGGUAAUCUUGCUCAACUUCAGUGCUUCAGUUUUGUCUGCUUGGUAGCAACGUUAGCUAGCCCCUUUGCCUACAACAUCACUACAUAGCAAACUAGCUUGUGGAUCAAUUUUUAAUUCCAGUUUGAUAUAUUAUGUGUUUGAGCAUGCAAAUUAGCCAUAGGAGACUUGGGUACACUGGUUAGACGAGCCCCGGUGCUGCUUGUAUGCUACUUUUGGUUUGUUUUGGAUCUGUUGUUGUAUGUAAUUUCUUGAAUACUCAUGUUUGAGUGUAAUGUAAUGUGUAGUUUGUACUUUGUUUGA